AUGGAUUCAAUUAUGAGACCAUUUCAAUUUUAUCCGACUUAUGUUUUUGAUGAAGCAAAGCAUAAAAUAGAUGUGGUCGCUAAGGAAUACCUUCAAAAAGCGAGUGAUGACACACAUCAUCUUGUUCCUAUUGACGUUCCUGGCGAUGGACAUUGUUUAUAUCAUUCUAUUGUUCUUUUGAUGAACAAUCCAUUAGUGACGGCCACUGAAUUGCGAGUUCGAACGGUUAUUGAACUUAUAACCAAUGAAAACUAUUACGAUACCAUGUAUUCACAACAUGCAGGAACUACCGAUAUUAUUAUUCAAGCAGCUUGCAGAAAGGGAAUGUAUUCUGAAUUACAUGAGAUUGCUGCAUUAUGCAAUGUACUACAAUGUAACAUACGAAGUGUUUAUCCAAAAAUUGAUUUUCAAUAUUAUAAGGCAAUUUGGGAUAGCGUCUUUACACCUAUUCCACCUGUUAUUGGCAAUUGUAACAUUGCAAUCUUAUGGUCAAACACUUUGCACGAAAAAGAUGCUCGAGAAACGUAUAAUGACACAUGGAGACCAAAUCAUUUUGUUCCACUUCUGUCGCCACCUAUUCUUAAUGAAUUUAGUAGUCAAUCAGUGUCACUUGUUGUAACUCCUGAAAAGAAGACGUUCAAGAACAAUGCAGUUACUCAAAUAAGAGUACCUGAAUUUCAGUCUUCUCUGAGUAGACGAUUACGAAGUGAAGACAACAGCGGAAAUGAUUUCGUUCAAACAAAUGUUUCAAGUACAAUGGAAAAGGAAAAGGACGAUAAGGAAGAAAGACGUCAAAUUCAACUUCAGAAGAAAAGCGAACGAAGCCGAUCCAGUCGAAUGAACGAAACAGAAGAACAUCGACAAAUUCGUCUACAGAAAGAGAAGGAACGAAGUCGCGCGAGCCGAAUGACUGAAACAGAAGAACAACGACAAGUUCGACUUGAGAAGAUGGAUGAAAGAAAUCAAUCGAGUCGAGCAAAUGAAUCCGAAGAGCAGCGUCAAAUUCGACUUGAGAAGAUGAAAGAAACAAAUCAAUCAAGUCGAGCAAAUGAAUCCGAAGGGCAGCGUCAAAUUCGACUUGAGAAGAUGAAAGAAAGAAAUCAAUCGAGUCGAGCAAAUGAAUCCGAAGGACAACGUCAAACUCGACUCGAGAAAAAACGAGAGCAAACUCAACGUACACGAACAAAUGAAUCACGAGAACAACAUCAGAUCCUACUCGAACAGCAAAAGAAACGAAGUCAAGCAAAUAGAACUAAAAAGAAACAUGAAAAUGUUGGUAGCGGAAAAAACUAUGUUCGCUCACCUUGGCCUGAACCAAUUGCUCGUGAUUUAAAAGAAACUCGUUUGCAGCAAUUUUUAGAACAGAUGUCUAUGUCAAAAUUGGCUGAAGCGACUUGUGCAGUUUGCAAUGUCCGCACUCCAGCAAAAGAUGCGAAAAAAAUACCCAUCUCUAAAAUUCCUAAUAUUGAUUUGCUUAAAGCUUCUGAAGAACUCAAAACUUUAAUUAAAAAUUCAACUGAAAAUACUGCCACUCUCAUCGAUGAUAACAAUACACAUACGACAUCACAUAUUAAAAGUAUGUAG
Messenger RNA from Rotaria sordida, 1584 nucleotides. NCBI's taxonomy places the organism in Eukaryota, Metazoa, Rotifera, Eurotatoria, Philodinida, Philodinidae. The record is from the annotation of a GenBank genome assembly.